AUGCCUACACCUGACCCAAGAAUUGAGAAUUUGUUGGAGGUUGCUGGCUUUGCCGAGGUUGCGAAAAUAAGACAUUUUAAAAUCGAUGAUUGUUUGAUAACGUCUUUGGUGGAGAGGUGGAGACCUGAGACACAUACUUUUCACUUCCCAGUUGGUGAGUGCACGGUGACUUUGGAAGAUGUGGCACUACAAUUGGGUUUAAGGAUUGACGGCAAACCAGUAACAGGACCAACUUUGUUUGACUGGGAUGAAUUAUGUUACGAGUUGUUAGGCUUCGUACCUCCAAAAGGGGAAGCUCUAGUUGGCUCAACCAUAAAACUCAAAUGGUUAAGAGACCAUACAAUUGCACUACCAGAUGAACCCACUCAACAACAAUUGCUUCAACAUUGUCGAGCAUAUAUCUUAGGGUUGAUCGGUGGUGUCAUUAUGUCAGACAAGUCAG
Molecule: messenger RNA, 442 nt
Organism: Cajanus cajan (pigeon pea)
Lineage: Eukaryota; Viridiplantae; Streptophyta; Magnoliopsida; Fabales; Fabaceae
Source: RefSeq, a predicted model, not a curated record